Messenger RNA from Didymodactylos carnosus, 441 nucleotides. NCBI's taxonomy places the organism in Eukaryota, Metazoa, Rotifera, Eurotatoria, Philodinida, Philodinidae. The record is from the annotation of a GenBank genome assembly.
AUGUAUUUAAAACGUAUUGAUAAAGUAAAUUUGAAAGGUCCGUCACUGCAUGCUGUUAUUGAAACAAAUCCCGAUGCUCUAACCAUAGCUCAUCAACUGAAACAUGAUCAUCCUUAUCCUCAUCAACGUAGACUAUUACCGCUGUAUGGUAUACCAAUACUUGUUAAAGAUAAUAUUAGGACGGAUGAUAAAAUGAAUACAACAGCGGAUUAUGCUUUAUUAGGGUCAAAAGUGCCACGCGAUGCAUUUGUUGUAAAGAAAUUGAGAGAAGCGGGUGCAGUUAUUUUGGAUAAUGAAUUGUUUAUAAAAGAUGUCAUCGCAACAAGCAUGAAAAAAUAUCGGGUAUCGUAUCAGGCAAUGCGAUGCACAAAAAAUUUCAAACAAUUGGAUCGUGUCUUCGCCCAAGAUAUCAUGAUAAACUCACGAUCCAGUGCUGGAUAA